Molecule: messenger RNA, 1352 nt
Organism: Gasterosteus aculeatus aculeatus (three-spined stickleback)
Lineage: Eukaryota; Metazoa; Chordata; Actinopteri; Perciformes; Gasterosteidae
Gene: iyd
Product: iodotyrosine deiodinase
Cellular component (GO): plasma membrane
Molecular function (GO): oxidoreductase activity
Source: RefSeq, a predicted model, not a curated record
CCACUCAAUGCAGGAAGAGGUGGAGAUUUGUUGCAAAGAGCAGUAGUCUGUCACAGUUGGGCAGAGCUUCAAGUGCAGGGGGGCUUUCCAGCUCUGACGCAGCAGUUAUUUUACCCAAAAGGAAACAUUUGCACCCAGAUCGUCUCGUCUCCCCUGCGGCUGUCAUGGCUCUCCUGACGGUCCUCACGCCCGUCCUCGCAGUGGUCCUGUGCUUUUUGAUAGGCCUCAUGCUGCUGAGGUCACAGGACAAAGAGACCACCUCCCCUGGAAAAACUGAAGGGGCUCCAAAAGCGGACUUCAGACCGUGGGUGGACCAGGACCUGCAGGACGAUACAGAAAUCAAAGGAAAAGAGGAAGCGGAUGGCGAUUGGGUUGAAAGCAAUGAAGAGGAAGAGAUCCCACACGUGCCGCACUCGGCACCAGGUUACCCAGAGGGGACGAUGCUGGAAAGAUCCAAGGACUUUUACACCCUGAUGAACCAGAGGAGGAGUGUUCGAUUCAUCAGUCCGGAGCCGGUCCCACGAGAGGUCAUCAAUAAUGCCAUCCUCACUGCAGGUACUGCCCCCAGUGGAGCCCACACGGAGCCUUGGACGUUUGUUGUGGUGUCAGACCUGGGGACCAAGCACCAGAUCAGACGCAUUGUGGAAGAAGAGGAGGAGGUCAACUACCGUCAGAGGAUGGGGGACAAGUGGGUUAAUGAUUUGUCCAAACUUAGGACAAACUGGAUCAAGGAGUACUUGGACGUUGCGCCGUAUCUAAUCCUCGUCUUCAAACAGACCUACGGCAUCCUUCCAAAUGGCGAGAAAAGGACACAUUACUACAACGAAAUCAGUGUCUCCAUAUCGUGUGGCCUCCUGUUGGCUGCAUUGCAGAACGUGGGUCUUGUCACCGUCACGACGACGCCUCUGAACUGCGGCCCCCAGCUCCGGCUCCUCCUGAAACGGCCAGCCACUGAGAAGCUGUUGAUGUUGCUUCCUGUAGGGUAUCCUGCUCGUGACGCCACAGUGCCUGACUUGAAACGAAAGCCUCUGGAUGAUAUCAUGGUGCACGUAUAACAGAGUCAGUCUGUGGAGGAAAUAUUGUUUUCAAAAUGUGCAUAAUUAGAAUCCAUAAAAUCAUAUUUUAAAGUAAAAUGUUGGUAAUUGUCUUCAUACAGAAAUAUAUAACCAUGUACGUCAAUUUAUGGGAUGGGCUUUCACCGUAAUAUACAAAUUUUAAAUUGUUCAAACAAGUUUGAUUGUGUUAAACAAAUUGUUUCCAGCACUGCUGCCAUAAAAAUCUGUUUUCAGUUGUUUGUUCUGGGAUUGCUUGUGUAAUUUGUCUAAUGACCACAGUACACAAUUACUGAAAAA